Fusarium musae is the source of this 1557-nucleotide messenger RNA. RefSeq lists its product as uncharacterized. The transcript has 4 exons. Lineage: Eukaryota; Fungi; Ascomycota; Sordariomycetes; Hypocreales; Nectriaceae. The record is from RefSeq and is a predicted model, not a curated record. Bases 1 to 1557 code for a protein of 518 amino acids.
AUGGCGCCCAAUUCUAACUCAUCGCAGAACACCAGUGACGAAAACCUCCCACAAAAAGCAUUCGCAUUUGUUCAAAAUGAGAGCAAUAAGAGGGAACUUCGAAGCCAUGCUAUGCGGGAGCAUUGGAAGAAUAGACGACAGACGAUGAACGAGGAGAAGCAAAAAAGACAGAAGCGCACGCAGCAUACGCUAUUACCGACUCCCACGACGCAAUCGACAGUGUCUGAUGAGAACUCCGAGUCCUCUAGCUCAGCACUCAACACCAAUGCCUCAUCUGAAACAGCAUUGGUACCUAACAACGAACGUCAAUCAGAAUUGGAAGGCAUUCCCAAUCAGAUACUCUCAGGAGUGAAUCUGGCGUUGGGGUCGAGCAGGCUUGACCCUUUCGAGCAACUGCCCAUGAAACUGUCGGUCACACAUCACAAGCUUCUCCAUCACUGUUUUAGCGCUCACGCCGCUAUGAUGUUUGGGCCGUCCCUUGAUGGGGCUUUUAGCCCUAUGCGCGACGUAUGGCUGCCCCUUGAUCUGUCUAAUCCGGCAUCGUUCAAUGCACUCAUGGCGCUUUCAGCUGCGCAUCUUUCUCGGAUGCAAGGGUUCAGUCAAUCAGAAGUAGCGCUGGAGUUCAAGAGUGAAGCGGUGAGGAUCGUUCAGCUCUGGAUGCAGGAUCCGGAGCGUGCAGUGUCUGAUGAUGUCGUGGCUGCGAUCCUACGUCUCUUGACCUACGAGAGGUACUGGGGAACCGAGGCUGAGUGGAUCAUCCAUCACAAGGGUCUGAUGAAUCUCGUCGAGGCUCGUGGCGGUAUAGCGGCACUCAGCAGUAACUGGAGGCUUGAGCUAACGACGUUCCUGGUCUCAUUAAUGGCAAGACCAACUUGGUUCGACUGUUCCAACCAAAUUCAAGAACUUCUCGCUCAUCCUUCGGAGCUCCCAUCACGUCCCAUCCUAGGCAGAGAAAGUGAUCUACGAAAGCUUCGGAGCCUAUGGCUGGUUUCGUUCAUCCAAGACAUUGGCACAUUCCGAACGAACCUCCUGAGUACCACCCCGGUACAUUACUCGGUGUUUCACGAAGCCAUCUUACUAUUAAAGGCUCACCGCCAAGAUCACGAUUCGGAUACUGGCCGUCCAGAGCUCUGCAGCGACUUGGAAUUCACCCGGCUUGCCUGUUUGCUGUUCAUCUGCGUUCUCUUGCAAAAAUCACAUUUCGAGUCUCCCCACGGCGCUGGAAAUUACCAAGAAGGGGACUGGGGUUUCCAAAGGCUGGAUAAUCUGAAUAUGCUCAACUUCUGCCUCGAGGCAAACCACCCAUCCUGGCAUGAUUCUCUCGAGAAUCUUAAUAGUAUUCUGUUUUUCCAUUUCACUUCCUCGGAGGACACAGGGCUUGAUCCAGACUAUGUUCGAAACAUGACGACAGUUCUUGCGUCUUUAAGUGGUGGCGCUCGGUAUGCUGUGGAGCGCUGUCUUCUUGAGACUUUAUGCCGAGCAAGUGGCGGUGAACAGAACUUCCCCGAGGAGAAGUUCACCCCUGACAUCCUAUUGUCGUCGAUAUCUGGGCAGUGA